This is a messenger RNA of Nicotiana tabacum (common tobacco), 1875 nucleotides long. Lineage: Eukaryota; Viridiplantae; Streptophyta; Magnoliopsida; Solanales; Solanaceae. The record is from RefSeq and is a predicted model, not a curated record.
UAGGUCUCAAACUGAGGCACCAAAUACCAGAUUUAACCGUGGGUGCCUUCUGCAAAAAAUAUAUAGCAAAACAAGGAAAAUUUUACACAGAAAUCUACUUUUAUUUACAAGUAGGAUGGGUUCACGGGCCCCAAAUUCUUAAUGUGCAUACGCCCCUGCUCUUUCUGCGGUGAAUUCCUCUGCUGAUAUCUUUUCCGGCGAAAUCAAGUUAAUUCGGAAUGUGAAGUAGGCCGCAAUGUUUUGUACAAAGGCGAUAAAUUGAUCUUAGGCCUUUCACAGUCUUUAUGGAGUUAUAGCACAAGUUGUUGACCAAAGUAAUUUAUGGAAUGAUCGUGGAACUGGAACCUCAAGGUGACUUGACCAGUUGAAACAAUUUUUGGACUUCCAUUUUGCAACGGUUAAAUAAUGGAAAGAAGACAUCAGGUUUUCUCUGUAGAUCUUCUUGAAAGAUAUGCCACAAAAGGCCGUGGAGCCAUUACAUGCAUGGCGACCGGCAAUGAUGUCAUAGUUCUGGGAACUAGCAAAGGCUGGGUAAUCAGACAUGACUUUGGAGUGGGUGAUUCUUAUGAUAUAGAUCUUUCUGUUGGCAGGCCUGGGGAACAAUCUGUUCAUAAGGUUUUCGUUGACCCUGGAGGGAGUCACUGUAUUGCCACUGUUAUUGGCAGUAGUGGUGCCGAUACAUAUUAUACUCAUGCUAAAUGGACAAAGCCUCGAAUUUUAAGCAAAUUAAAAGGUCUUGUUGUCAAUGCUGUUGCCUGGAAUAGACAACAUAUAACAGAAGCUUCAACUAGAGAAAUCAUUAUGGGUACGGACAAUGGUCAACUUUAUGAGAUGGCUGUAGAUGUAAAGGAUAAAAUGGAGAAGUACGUAAAGUUACUGUUUGAACUUAAAGAACUACCUGAGGCUUUCACCGGUUUGCAGAUGGAAACAGCAAGUGUGCACAAUGGUACCAGAUUUUAUGUGAUGGCUGUUACACCUACUCGACUUUAUUCGUUCACAGGGAUUGGCUCGCUUGAAGCUGUUUUUGCAAGCUAUGUGGACCGUACAGUUCAUUUCAUGGAACUUCCUGGUGAAAUACCUAAUAGUGAACUGCACUUUUUUAUCAAGCAAAGGAGGGCUGUACACUUCGCAUGGCUUUCUGGAGCAGGAAUCUACCAUGGUGACCUAAAAUUUGGAGUGCAACAUAGUUCGCCAAACGGGGAUGAAAACUUUGUGGAAAACAAAGCUCUUCUGGACUACUCUAAAUUCUCUGAAGGAGUUGAAGGUGUCAAACCUAGCUCUCUGGCUGUAUCCGAGUUUCAUUUCCUACUUCUCAUAGGUAACAAGGUUAAGGUGGUGAACCGGAUAAGUGAACAAAUAGUAGAAGAACUUUAUUUUGAUCAGACACCUGAUGCAGUUUCAAGAGGUAUUUUUGGCUUAUGUAGUGAUGCCUCAGCUGGGUUGUUUUAUGCAUAUGACCAAAAUUCCAUCUUCCAGGUGUCUGUAAAUGAUGAAGGCCGUGACAUGUGGAAAGUGUACUUGGACUUAAAAGAAUAUGCUGCAGCUUUGGCUAAUUGUCGUGAUGCCCUGCAGAGAGACCAAGUUUAUCUGGUUCAGGCUGAAGCUGCUUUUGCUGCCAAGGAGUUCCUCAGAGCUGCAUCAUUCUAUGCAAAAAUUAACUAUGUGUUAUCAUUUGAAGAGAUCUCAUUGAAGUUCAUUAGCAUAGGUGAACAGGAUGCAUUGAGAACAUUUCUCCUGCGGAAGCUUGAUAAUCUUUCAAAGGAUGAAAAGUGCCAAAUAACAAUGAUUUCCACAUGGGCAACUGAAUUAUAUCUUGAUAAGGUUCAUCUCUUUUUGAACUGAGCUUGUUUGAUUAAAAGUUUGUUAUUUUUCUUU